This is a messenger RNA of Argiope bruennichi, 1763 nucleotides long. It is a transcript of the gene mtTFB2, whose product is annotated as dimethyladenosine transferase 2, mitochondrial-like. Gene Ontology annotation, biological process: transcription initiation at mitochondrial promoter; rRNA methylation. Lineage: Eukaryota; Metazoa; Arthropoda; Arachnida; Araneae; Araneidae. Gene Ontology annotation, molecular function: mitochondrial transcription factor activity; rRNA (adenine-N6,N6-)-dimethyltransferase activity. Gene Ontology annotation, cellular component: mitochondrial matrix. Bases 365 to 1633 code for a protein of 422 amino acids. The transcript is spliced from 10 exons. The record is from RefSeq and is a predicted model, not a curated record.
AUGAAAUAGAGAUUCGUUACAUGUCUUUUCUCCAUAUUUUGUUUUGAAUUCUAAAUUUGAAAGUUAUCGUAAAAGGAAAUGUAUCUUGAUUGAAAUAUAAUUCAAAAUAUUCAAAUUUUACAGUUUUAAACAGAGUGGCUGAAAAGCAAACAUGCAUUUCGAACAUCGACCAUUAAAUAUUCACUGAAAAUAACAUCUGUUUCGUAGUGUAGAAAAUGAAUUUUUGGAUGAAAAAAUUGAACUGUAAUGUUAUUAUGAGAAACCGCCAUGGACAUUUUUAAUUUUCUCCCUUAAAUAUUCAAGAUUCAAAAGGAACUGCUUUAUUUUAAUUAAUGAAAGUAUUAGUCAAAAAUUUGGAGGAGUCAUGUUUCAUCGGUAUUCAAAUUCUUUUCAAAUGUUUUACAAAUCUUUUCAUCUACUUCAUUGUUUACAUUUUUACAAAACAAAUAGCUGGAACUUCAUUCGAAAUGCGAGUAUAGGCAAAAAACUGUCAAAAGCAAAUAAAUAUGACGUACAAAGUGCAUAUGGCGCACUUGACAAAAAAUCAUCAUCACGCUUGAAACAACAUGAUUACUUUUAUCUUAGUGACCCUAUUAGUGCUGAUAUCAUUGCAUAUCAUUUAUGUGAAAAAUGGGAUGAUGGUUAUGUAUUUGAAGUAAAUCCUGGGCCUGGUGUUCUAUCAAAGGCUCUUUUAAAGGCAGGAGUUCCUUGUUUGCGAGUAUUUGAAAAGAAUGAAGUUUUUUUGUCUGAACUGAAGUUCACCCAAUCUAGAUCUUUGCAAUUCCUCUCAGCCCCCUUGAACACCAAGUGCCUUUUCUUUCCCUAUGUGCAGCAGGAACUUUCUAAACAGCAUAGUAAUUUUGAAAUCAUUGAAGAAGAUUUUCUGUUUUUACCAUCUUUAGAAGCUAAAACUUUUGAUGAUGAUUCUGUUAGUUACUUAGAUGCCUUUUUCAAAGAUGUUCCAAAGCUAUCUUGGGAAGAAGGUGCUCCUUUUAGAAUUUUUUCUAUCAUCUCUAACAAGAAGAGUAUUAGAUUUUCCAGAUUUUUAUUAGCUGCGUUAUCAAACAGAUGUUCCAUAUUCUUUUAUGGCCGCUGUGAACUUUUCCUUGUACUAUCUCAUUCAGAAUAUUUGUAUUUGAUGGCAGAGCCGAAAGAAAAUUUUGCUAUAUACCGAUGGUCUACUGUUCUUUACAGGUCGUUUUUUGAAAUUUCUGUUUUGAAUAAGUUUACUCCUGAUAUUUUUUCUCCUUCCCCUUCUCGUCAUGGUAAAAAAAAGAAUGAAGAAAACAAUUUUUAUUUGGUGAAAUUCAUACCAAGAUCUGAUUUAUUUUCUUCACUUGUGAAUAAUAAUAAACUUCAAGAUUUUUAUUUUUUUAUUCGACACCUUCUUGUUAAGAGAACUGGACUUGUUAUUCCUACUAUGGAAGGUUGGGUUCCUUCAUGUGGUCCACGAUUGAUUAAAGAAGGCAUGAAUGUUUUUACCAGAUUUGGUGACCUCAGUCCAGAACAACUCCUGAUGCUUUUCAAUCAAUUUUCUUCAUGGCCUGAAUAUGAAGAAUCAACAUUCCAUGUCUCUUUAAGAAGAUAUUAUGGAAAAAAGUCUUUUCCUUUUGAUGAUGAUGAAAAUUUAUAGAAUAAGCUGUUGCAAAUACAAAUUGUUAUUUCAUUGACACUGUCAGUGUGAUGUCUUAUUUAUUAAAUGAAAGAAAGCAAAAUUGUUUUUCUGAUUUUCUAAUAUUAAAUAAAUAAUUUCGAGCACUUUC